Messenger RNA from Haliaeetus leucocephalus (bald eagle), 987 nucleotides. It is a transcript of the gene RSPH1, whose product is annotated as radial spoke head 1 homolog (Chlamydomonas). The record is from RefSeq and is a predicted model, not a curated record. Gene Ontology annotation, cellular component: nucleus; motile cilium. NCBI's taxonomy places the organism in Eukaryota, Metazoa, Chordata, Aves, Accipitriformes, Accipitridae. The coding region runs from base 1 to 987 and encodes 328 amino acids. Gene Ontology annotation, biological process: spermatid development; axoneme assembly. The transcript has 9 exons.
AUGGCGGGAACUCAGGUCUCAUCUCAAAUGCCACCGGCCUGUUUCACGACACUUAAGGAGUAUGAUGGUGAACGCAAUUCAGAAGGUGAGCGACAUGGACGUGGAAAAGCACGUCUACCCAAUGGUGAUACAUACGAUGGAGAAUACGAACACGGUUUCAGAAGUGGACAGGGGACCUACCGAUUUAGAAAUGGUGCUUGCUACACUGGAGAAUAUCUUCAAAACAAAAAGCAUGGCCAGGGUAUUUUUUUUUAUCCAGAUGGAUCAAAAUAUGAAGGAGACUGGGUGAAUGACCAGAGACACGGCUACGGAGAGUAUACAUAUGCAAAUGGAGACACCUAUACUGGAGAAUGGUUUAACAACAAUAGGCAUGGACAAGGUACAUAUGUCUAUAAAGACACGGGAUCUAAGUAUGUUGGUGGUUGGGUAAAUGGAAACCAGGAAGGAGAAGCUGAACUUAUCCACCUAAACCAUAGAUUUAAGGGCAAGUUUUUGAAUGGAAAUCCUAUAGGUCGUGGCAAAUAUAUCUUUGAUAUUGGAUGUGAACAGCAUGGUGAAUACAUACAAUCAGAGCAGGAUAAAGGAGAGGGAGAAGAAGAGGAAGAACCCUCAUUGCUUGUUGCACCAAAAUGGAAAGCAUCAGAAAUUACCAAACUAACACUCUGGACUCCCCAUGGGGAAAACCCACCUUCUCCCAGAGAAGCCUCCCUAGUGGGAGCAGCAACAGCAGCAGCAGCAGUGGAAGAAAGAGCAGCAGCAGUAACUGAAGAGGAGAAAAUGCCAUCAAUUGCAGUCACUGAUGAGCCUGCUGAGGGUAGGGAUGAUGAGCCUUCUCUUCAUGAAGUAUCCAGUGAAGUUUUUAGCCCAGCAAGGGAUGCAGGAGAGGAAGAUGAGGGAAGCAGAGGGGAAGAAGAAAACAAAGAUCAGGAGGAUCAAGGAACUGCUAGUUUAGAGGAUAAGGAGGACGAAUCAAAGGAAGCAGAGUAA